UGUUCGCCCCCCCCGGCGGCCGCAUCAGAGAGGAGUACUUCACAGAUCGGGACAGAUACAUGUUUCUCAGAAGCUCAGUGUGAAGAAGAAGCUUCUCAUUCACACAACAGGAUAAUGUGGAGGCUGCCGUCGUGACCACAAACAUGGACAGACGUGGUAGUGUGGUGGAGCCGCAGACCGGACUCCCCUCACCCAGUCCACGAGACCGCCUUCUCUCCCCUGACGACAUGGACAUCCAGGGGUAUAAGUUUGUGCGCUGGCGGGUGUGGAUGUGUCACCUGGCUGCCGUGCUGUCCUUGGGUGUCCUCUUAAUAGUGAUCCACUGGCGCCCACGGCUCGGCGUCCUCGCACGCUGCAGCUCCUGCCCUCUGGCUUUAGCUCAUGUUCUGCUAAUAAGAGACAUUUUUGGUCAGCAGCAUGUCGUGGAUGUCCUUACAGAGGAGAUGGAGGAUGACAGUUUGGAGUUGUUGGGAGAGCACGAGGUCACUGAGUGGAGAGAUACAGCUCAGCUGUACCAGGAGAAGAAAACGCUGCUACGCUACUACCUGUUUGAAGGGCUGCGCUACGUCUGGCUGGACAGGAAGGGAGCUUUCUUUCGUGUUAGUGUCCUCAAUGAGGACUGGACCUGCAAGGACCUGUAUGACUUCCAAAAGGGCCUGAGCCACCUGGAGCAGAGCUUCAGGAGACUCAUUUAUGGGUCCAACCUUAUUGAUGUGCCUGUGAAACCUUAUAUAAAAUUGCUGUUUGAGGAGGUCCUCAACCCUUUCUAUGUGUUCCAAUUCUUCAGUAUCACCCUGUGGAUGAUUGACGAUUAUUAUUACUACGCCAUGUGUAUUUUAUUGUUAUCCAUUCUCUCUAUCAGCAUCUCUCUUUAUGAGACGCGUAAGCAAAGCAUCACUCUUCACAACAUGGCCCAGUUAGUCACAAAUGUUACGAUACGCAGAAACUCCGGAGUGGAGGAGUGUGUGAGCUCAGUGGAGCUGGUCCCCGGGGACUGUUUAAUCAUCCCUCAGGAAGGUUUGCUGCUUCCAUGUGAUGCUGCCCUGCUGGCUGGGGAGUGUCUGGUGAACGAGAGCAUGCUCACAGGUGAAAGUGUCCCGGUGCUAAAAACCCCACUGCCGGCUGGUGAGGGAAGGUACAGCUCAGAGACUGAGCGCAGACACACACUCUUCUGUGGUACCCAGCUCAUUCAGGCCAAAGGUGGCAGGGCGGGAAGUGGAGGUGCUAUUGCUGUGGUGACGAGCACUGGGUUUUUCACAGCCAAAGGAAACCUGGUCAGCUCCAUUUUGUAUCCUCAGCCAAUCAACUUCCGCUUCUACCAAGAUGCUAUUAAAUUCCUGCUCAUUUUGGGCUUUUUGGCUUUUAUUGGCACCAUUUACAACUUCGUGGUCCUCUUCAGAGCCAAUGUGUCUUGGGGGUAUUUAGUGAUCAGGUGCCUGGAUAUCGUGACCAUUGCAGUGCCUCCUGCUCUGCCUGCGGCCAUCACCGCUGGCACCAUCUACGCCCAGCAAAGACUGAAGAAACAGGGCAUCUUCUGCAUUAGUCCACCUCGCAUUAAUGUCUGUGGCAAGGUCUCCAUCUUUUGCUUUGACAAGACAGGAACUCUCACGGAGGAGGGCCUGGAUGUGUGGGGAGUGAUGGAGGGGGGACCAUCCGGUUUCUCAGAGCUGGUCCCAGAACCCAGAUUCCUGGCCCCAGGGCCCAUGCUCUCAGGCCUGGCCUGCUGUCAUACUGUGACGCUGAUGCAAGGUCAGCCCAUUGGAGACCCUCUGGAGCUCAAGAUGGUUGAGUCCACUGGUUGGACCCACCAGGAGCCUGAGGGAGAUGGGAAGGUGCUGGAUGCAGAGUUUGGAGGCUACAAAGUUUUGGCUGUUAUGAGACCUCCGACUCAACAGCUCCAAGCUCAAGGAACAUCCACCAGCGAGGCGGUGGCUCUUGUUCAGAGAUUUCCCUUCUCCUCGGCCCAGCAGAGGAUGAGUGUGGUCACUGUGGUCGGUGGGGGUCACUCAGCCCUCGCUUUCAUUAAAGGAUCCCCUGAGAUGGUGGCGAGCCUCUGUCGAGCAGAAACAGUGCCGGCACAGUUCUCCAGUAAACUACGCAGCUUCUCCAGUGAAGGCCUCAGGGUUCUUGCACUUGGCUAUAAACCCUUAGAUAACAACACUGACCCGAGGACCAUUAAACGAGAGGAGGUAGAGAAGGACAUGCAGUUCUUGGGUUUGCUAAUGAUGAAGAACUUGGUGAAGCCAGAUAGUGCCGAUGUUAUCAACAUCCUGAGACAGGCACAACUUCGCAGCGUCAUGGUCACUGGUGACAAUAUUUUAACAGCAGUAAAUGUAGCAAAAAGCUGCCGGAUGGUGGGAUCUGACGACAGGGUGAUAUUCGUCAAUGCCACCCCCCAAACUGCCCAGUCCAUGCCCACCCUAAGGUUCACCCUGGAAGACGAUGUGACAACUGCUGCACAAAUCUCAGUAGAGAUCAACACUUGGGGCCUGUACCAAGGGGGGUCUGGUUAUCACUUGGCAAUUAAUGGCAAGUCCUUUGCUGCGCUUUGUGACCACUUCCCGGAGUAUUUGCCAAAGGUUUUGAUGCGAACCACAGUAUUUGCACGCAUGACUCCUGACCAGAAAACCCAGCUGGUGAAGGAGCUGCAGAAUCUAGACUACCGGGUGGGCAUGUGUGGGGACGGGGCCAAUGACUGUGGAGCCCUGAGAGCUGCUGAUGUGGGGGUUUCCUUGUCUGAAGCCGAAGCCUCGAUUGCUUCACCUUUCACUUCCAGAAACGAAAACAUCAGCUGUGUGCCGCUGCUCAUCAGAGAGGGCCGGUGUUCUCUGGUCACCUCCUUCGGUCUCUUCAGAUACAUGGCCCUGUACAGCCUCAUUCAGUUCUGCUCCGUCCUCAUCCUUCACACAAUGAACACAUCUGUGGCUGACCUGCAGUUCCUGUACUUUGACAUUGCUCUGGUGACCACUCUGGCCAUCGUGAUGGGAAAAGGGGGCCCCAGCAACCAGCUGCAUCCCUGCAGACCCCCAGCCAACCUUAUGGCCCUGCCCGUCCUCGGCAGCCUCUUCAUCCACAGCUGCAUGAUCAUCCUGGGCCAGCUGGCUGCACUCUUCAUCACCACCACACAGGACUGGUAUAUCCCACUCAACUCAACAGUGUUCGGAAUAGACAAUCUACCCAACAUGGAGGACACCAGUGUGUUUGCUUUGUCUGGUUUCCAGUACAUCAUCAUGGCUGUGGUGGUCACAAAGGGCUACCCCCACAAAAAACCUCUCUACUACAAUGUGAUCUUCCUCUGUCUGCUCAUCACCCUCUUCUCCGUGAUGACUUGGCUGGUGUUGCACCCUGGGCCUUGGGUUGGCCACCUACUGUCACUGUACGACAUCUCUGAUAUGAACUACAAAAUGCUUAUCGUCGCUGUGGCUGCUCUCAACUUCCUCGUCUGUUUUGUUGUGGAGGUGCUGAUUGACUUGGGUCUCCUGAACUGUCUUCGGUUGCUGCGUGGGUGGCGUCCGUCCAAGAAACAUUACAAACGUCUGCACAUCCUCCUGUCUAACUCGCCAUCAUGGCCGCCCCUCAAUCAGACACUGUUUCCCACAGAUGACACACUCAUCUGCUUGUCCUAGCAUCCGCUUCCCCUCUGAUGGACACUUGACAGUCAAUAAAUUUGUACAUUACA
Molecule: messenger RNA, 3679 nt
Organism: Hippoglossus stenolepis (Pacific halibut)
Lineage: Eukaryota; Metazoa; Chordata; Actinopteri; Pleuronectiformes; Pleuronectidae
Gene: atp13a2
Product: ATPase cation transporting 13A2
Exons: 30
Coding region: 144-3626 (1160 amino acids)
Biological process (GO): autophagosome-lysosome fusion; intracellular calcium ion homeostasis; regulation of mitochondrion organization
Cellular component (GO): membrane
Molecular function (GO): ATP binding; P-type ion transporter activity; ATPase-coupled monoatomic cation transmembrane transporter activity
Source: RefSeq, a predicted model, not a curated record